Molecule: messenger RNA, 1556 nt
Organism: Prorocentrum cordatum
Lineage: Eukaryota; Dinophyceae; Prorocentrales; Prorocentraceae
Source: the annotation of a GenBank genome assembly
UCAGCCACGCCCUCGCCCGCAGACUCGUUGUUGUCAAUCGCAGCCUGUUCGGCUCGAGUGCGCCUCUUUUCUUGGCGGCCGCCAUCGCGCGCAUCGCGCGCGUUAUCAUGGGGAAGCGCCCGCGCAGCUCGCAAGCGGCUGCCUCUGGCGCCGAGGACGGUUGCGAUGGGGCGGUGGUGGGGGGCCUGGCCAGCCGCGUGCUGCGGUGGAAGAGCGAGCGCCCACCAAGAGAUCACGUUGGGCGGCCGCUCCGCAUAUUGACAGGGCCCCCCCUGCUGUUCCAGAGGAACGUGAUGGGAGGGGUUUUCCCGCGCAGGAUGCGGGGCGGCAAGUUUCUCGGCGACCAGGUCUGGAUCCCCAUGUCUGCGCGGGUUCCUCCGCUUGUCGAGCCAGUUGGCAGAGAGCUCCCAUUGCGUGUCUAUGAUGUCUGUCCUGGCGCCGCUGCCUCUGGCGCGACGAUGCAGAUGCAGCGCGCCGUGAGUGUGGGCCGCAUGUGGGCGUUGGCAAGCGAGCAUCCUCUCGCGGCGACUCUCCUGAUCUAUCGCAAGGAGACGUGGGUCAAAGGUGUGCGGGAUAGCGGAGGCCGCGCAAACGAUGGUUACCAGAGCCCGUACAUCCUACCAGUCAGUUUGGCAGGGGGUGGAAAGGUCAUUUACAUGGGCCUUGCCACGAAGGGCAUCCACAAGGACAUGUUUGCUCUUUGGUGGCGGCCGAGCAGGAAAGGUGCAUGCUGGAUUGACGCGUGCGUCAGGGCUGCGCGGCAGGUCUUCUUCGACGUCUGCGAGCUGGAUGCGCAGAGCGUCUUCCCCAUGCGCGAGGGUGGGUCGUGGGCGAGCGGCGAUCCCAAAGCUGCCUCUGGCGCGCUCGCGGGAUCAGGCGGCGAGGGGCCCGCGGAGGAAGCAGUCGCUUGGCUGCGCAGUGGAAACCUCGCGAGGAGCAGGCGGCGUCGCGUCUCCCGGCUCAUCGCCCUCCUGCACGGCGAAUGCCUGCCCAUUAUGAACCCUUCAAAUAUCAUCAACGGCAUAAAGCACUUCAGCGACAAGGCCGAGCGCCAGGACGAGCGGUGGGACAUUGUGAAGGCUUUCGGGCCGCAGAAGAUGCAUUAUCUGAACCUUUUCAGGGCGGAGUUCGGAAACGUUUCUCUCGCGGAGGGCAGGGGGGAAUGUUGGCUUACUCACGCCUGGCCACACUUGAAACCUGUCUCUGGCGGUGGUCCGCUCGUCCAGUGCUUGCCGCGGGAUUCGCCCACGUGGCAGUUGCUUCGCGUUGAUUGGAACAUCGCGACAGUUCCUGACUUCUCUAAGCACUUGUUCAACAAGCACGACGGGGAGGCCAGAGUCCUCCAGGACUUCGGCUGGAAGCAUCUGAGCUCUCGCGUUGUUCUUCGCCCGAGACUCUGGCACCCCCAGUCCGCUAGGACCGAGGUGACGCGGGGGUGGCUGUACAAUCGGAAGUCCGACGGCAGGCUCACGUUGCAAGAGGAGUUCGACGUGGAGAUCCGAGUUGGUCAUGUCGUCACGCUCGCCCACUUGUUCUACAUGGGCGCAGCGUUCUGA